CGAGUUUGAGAUUGGACUGAUUCCAUGAAAUGUCCCAAUUAGGGUUCGAUUGGGAGUUGUGAGCGGGCAGAUGAGCGUGGAAGGAUCCAUUGCCUGGAGAUCACGAGUCGCAGUUCUUUCGCAACUCGGAGAGCGCCUGGUACAUGUAAGUGGACAGAGGAUUCGCGCAAUGGCUUGCGUAGCAGCUACGAUUGGUGCUAUGUUGCCCUCUUCAGCGGUUUCUCUCACCAUUAGCAGGAUUCAGAAUUCUGCGUCCGCUGUCACUCAAGCGACUCUGUUAGUGCCUUGUAUCCAAUCACGUCGUUUGUUCAAGCCGAAUUUGGUACAGGAUUUGCAGCAGGGUGUGAAAUCAUGUGGCAUCUCCAGUAGACCAAGUCACCGCAAUGUGACUUGCGAGGCUGGCACUGAGACAGUGUCUUCCUCGCCUGGAACAGUCUGGGUCCAACGUACUGUUGAGCUCCCACCCUUCAAGAGGGGCUGCCAUAUCAUUACUAAACAAAUUUACAAUGCAGUUCCGGAGAUAAACCAAUUUAGAGUUGGCAUUGCUCAUUUAUUCGUAUUGCACACUUCUGCAAGUUUAACCAUCAAUGAGAAUGCAAGCUCUGAUGUUCCUUUGGAUAUGGAAGACGCUUUGAAUCGGAUUGUGCCAGAGGGAAAUCACUAUCGUCACUUGGAUGAAGGUUACGAUGACAUGCCUGCACACGUCAAGGCUUCAAUGAUGGGCAGCUCUUUGACUAUCCCAAUCACCGGUGGGCGCUUCAAGCUUGGAAUCUGGCAGGGUAUAUGGUUGAAUGAGCAUCGGAACUACGGGGGCUCCAGAAGUAUUUGCAUUACCAUACAAGGCGAAAAACGUGCAGAUGGAAGGGUUUACAAGUGAAUCACUGUGCCAUAGUUUGUGUCCAGUAAAUCAUGUAUGCACCAGUUAAUCGUGCAGAACCAUGAACUCGCACUGAAUGGAAGCGGGUCAAGCUCGACAGGCUAGUAGUACUUCAUCAUGAAAUAACAAGUUGUAAUUACAAAACCAUUUCCAGGUUCUUUGUAUUUUAGUACGAGCAAUACUUGUAUGAAGUGAAGUUGGCUCUUCAGAAAAUUGUCCUCUACAUCUACAUCAGAAUCUGAAGCAAGUGUAUGUUUACAUUUGCCCAGUGCCUGGAUACAGGAUUGUUAAAACUAGUAGAGAAUAUAUCUGAACAUCUUUGACAACUUGUAACCUCAAAUCAUCUGCCCAAUGGAUCUUUGGACAGAUUUUUUUCUUCUUGAAGGACUCUAAUCAACCUUUUUACAGA
This is a messenger RNA of Physcomitrium patens, 1286 nucleotides long. RefSeq lists its product as uncharacterized. The record is from RefSeq and is a predicted model, not a curated record. Lineage: Eukaryota; Viridiplantae; Streptophyta; Bryopsida; Funariales; Funariaceae.